Molecule: messenger RNA, 1029 nt
Organism: Fusarium oxysporum Fo47
Lineage: Eukaryota; Fungi; Ascomycota; Sordariomycetes; Hypocreales; Nectriaceae
Product: S-adenosyl-L-methionine-dependent methyltransferase
Exons: 9
Coding region: 1-1029 (342 amino acids)
Molecular function (GO): methyltransferase activity
Source: RefSeq, a predicted model, not a curated record
AUGACUGGCAUAACUCCUUCUAAUCCGCCGCAGUCACCGGUACACAAUGCGGCAGAAGCCGCCACUAAUACGGCCCCAGUUGAAGUGGACACGCGUCCCGUUAACGACAGUGACUCAACCUUAAGUAGUGAAAUAUCAACCUACACUGCGUCUUUGACCUCGAGCGUCCUGAAUUAUCCCACUGAAUUCGGUCGACAAUACCAUGCCUACAAUGCGGACUCCUAUAAUUUUCCCAACGACGAAGCAGAACGAGAACGACUCGAUCUGACACAUUUGCUUAUAACUAAAGGCAUUGGCAAUCGCCUGUUUCUAGCUCCAGUUGACUUGAAUAGGUCGGCAAGGGUUUUAGAUGUCGGCACAGGGACAGGGGCCAUUUGCGUCGGUGAAGAGUAUCCUAGUGCUGAAAUUAUCGGAAACGAUUUGAGUGCUAUCCAACCCACAUGGGUUCCCCCAAACGUCAAGUUCGAGGUCGAUGACGUCGAGCAACCAUGGGUUCACGAUAAGUUUGACUACAUUUUUUCACGCUACAUGUCGACUUCCAUCUUGGACUGGCCAAAGCUAGUUGAGAACGUUUUUGAACACCUUCAUCCUGGCGGCUGGGCCGAAUUUCAGGACUUUGACCUUCUCUACUAUUCAGAAGACGGCUCAAUCACGGACGAUCAUCACCUCCUGAAAUGGAUCAAACUAUUCAUCGAUACAGCAAGAACGAAGCUAAACCGCGAGCCCUGCCCAGGGCCAAGACUCGAAGGGUGGAUCAGGGAUUCUGGCUUCACCAAUGUUGUCCACCGAAAGUUCCGAUUGCCUCUAGGAUCAUGGCCCAAAGAUCCACAGUUGAAAGAUAUAGGCAUGUGUAAUAUCGCUCAACUCUUGGAAGGCCUAGAGGCUUUCUCUCUGAAGAUAUUCUGUGGGGUUCUGGGCAUGCCCAUGGACGAAGUCCUGGUGAUGUUAGCCCAGGUACGUCAGGAACUGUAUGCUCGCAAGUUCCACGCUCUGUUUGAUUUCCAUGUUGUAUAUGGUCAGAAACCAUAA